Molecule: messenger RNA, 694 nt
Organism: Parathielavia appendiculata
Lineage: Eukaryota; Fungi; Ascomycota; Sordariomycetes; Sordariales; Chaetomiaceae
Exons: 2
Coding region: 84-602 (172 amino acids)
Biological process (GO): DNA transposition; DNA integration
Molecular function (GO): DNA binding
Source: RefSeq, a predicted model, not a curated record
GAAUUACCCAUCCCCGCACUCCAUUUCUGUCCCUGAUUUUCGAGACUGUUCAAUUCGACACCCCAUUUUGCAAGCACUUAGCCAUGGUCUAUUACGAUACUGCUACACGCGCUCAGGCGCUUACUUUGAAGCUUAUUGUAGGACUUGACAAUAAGCAGAUUGAAGCUAUCACUGGUUUGAAGAGCCGAACUAUCAACGACCUUGUUGACAAAGCUCUUGAACGUGGCUUCGACCCUCAAGUGUCUUCUGUUAUCCUCGACAAAUACGUCUGCGAUGCUCCAAAGGCUGGCCGUCCUUCUAAGAAAAACGAACAUAAGGAUACGGUUCUCCAGAAGUUAGGAAGCGUCAUCUCCCCACUGACAAUCUGGCGUAUCUUAUGUGCGGCUGGGAUGCAGAAGACCAAGCCAACACGCAAGCCUGGUCUGACUGAAAAGAUGGGAAAGAACGGCUUGAGUUCUUGUCUUCGAUAUCAACAUUGGACUCAUCAAGAUUUGAAGCAAAGUAUCUGGUCCGAUGAGACCUCUGUUGUCCUCAACCAUCGCCGUGGCCGCUACCGUGUUUGGAGGACUCCUGAAGAGAAGUUCGUCAAAUCUGUGAUUUGAGAGCGUCGGAAAGGAUAUGCCAAGCUCCAGUUCUGGGGCUGUUUUACAUAUGAUUUGAAGGGUCCAUGUCAUAUCUGGCAUCCAGAGACUGC